Molecule: messenger RNA, 2063 nt
Organism: Seriola aureovittata
Lineage: Eukaryota; Metazoa; Chordata; Actinopteri; Carangiformes; Carangidae
Gene: fhl2a
Product: four and a half LIM domains 2a
Exons: 6
Coding region: 277-1116 (279 amino acids)
Cellular component (GO): nucleus; Z disc
Molecular function (GO): transcription coregulator activity
Source: RefSeq, a predicted model, not a curated record
CGAAGAAAGAGUGAAAAUGAGUACAGGAGGCUUUUAAUCAUCGUCAUACAUUCAACAUCAGGUGACAAAGCCACCACACUAACCAGAGACAGUUUAGUUAAUUUGGGAAGGAAAAGCCUGAGAACUAUUAAAACUAUUUUUGGCCAUUGCAGGAGUAAUUUAUAUUUUAAAAGGUUUGUUUUUUCCUCUUGCCGUGUCCGCGGAUGCUCCCUCUUCCACUACUGGAUCUCAACUAAUGGAUCUAAACUCUCUUCAGGUGAGUGACCCUGGGUCAAGAUGACUGAGCGCUACGACUGUCAUUACUGCAAGGAGUCCCUGUUUGGGAAGAAGUAUGUUCUCAGAGAGGAAAAUCCCUACUGUGUGAAAUGUUAUGAGAGCCUGUAUUCCAACACCUGUGAGGAGUGCAAGAAGCCUAUUGGCUGCAACACCAGGGAUCUGUCCUACAAGGACCGUCACUGGCAUGAGGACUGUUUCAAGUGCUUUCAGUGCAAGCGCUCGCUGGUGGACAAGCCCUUCUCCACCAAGGAUGAACAACUCCUCUGCACUGAGUGCUACUCCAAUGAGUAUUCCUCCAAGUGCCAUGACUGCAAGAAAACCAUUAUGCCAGGCUCCAGGAAGAUGGAGCACAAGGGGAACAGCUGGCAUGAGACGUGCUUUACCUGCCAGAGAUGCCAGCAGCCUAUUGGCACAAAGAGCUUCAUCCCUAAGGACAACCAUAACUUCUGUGUGCCCUGCUAUGAGAAGCAAUUUGCCAUGCAGUGUGUGCACUGCAAGAAGCCCAUCACCACUGGCGGGGUGACCUACCGUGACCAGCCCUGGCACAAGGACUGCUUCCUGUGCACCAGCUGCAAGCAGCAGCUGUCUGGCCAGAGGUUUACCUCUAGAGACGACUUUGCUUAUUGUCUCAACUGCUUCUGCAACCUUUAUGCCAAGAAGUGCGCUUCCUGCACUACCCCUAUUAGCGGCCUUGGAGGCAGCAAGUACAUUUCCUUUGAGGAGCGCCAGUGGCACAAUGACUGUUUCAACUGUAAGAAGUGCUCUGUGUCCCUGGUGGGGCGUGGAUUCCUCACCGAACGUGAUGAUAUCCUGUGCCCUGAGUGUGGCAAGGACAUGUAAUUCAGUCUGAGGGAUGACAGAGACAUCUGAUUGGAUGAUAACUAUGAUCAAGGAAUGAGAAACAUGCAAUAAAUACUAUCUGAGCAUAUCUAUACUACCAAGCAUUACUAUGAAUGUAUAUUGUUUUACGAUAUGAAAUACAAACUAAUAACAGUGAUAUUUGAAUUCAAAAUGUUUAAGUUAAAUUUUAAUUCUUUGAGAAAAAGUCUUUACUAACAAAAUAACUCAGCACGAAUGUAAAGACAUUUGCUUAUGAAAGAGCAACACGUUUGCAGACACUGUAAGCAUUUUGACAUAAAUGCAGACUUUGACGUGUAAUAAUUACUGCUUUGUGCAUGGAUUAGCUUGGUGCUGAAAUUAGAUUGAGUUUUGUGAAUGAGUUCUGCUAUAACUAGACAAAUAUAAUAUUCAUAUUGCAACUUCACUCCUAUAAAAGCUAAUUGUAGCUAUGCAUGAAAUUACAUAAAUUUUAGAAAUAUUAAUACAAAAAAAACAUCACGAAGAGGUCAAAAUGUUUCUUUUGGCAACUUUUAAGCUGAAAAUGCAGGAAUUUAAAAUAUAUAUUUAAUAAAAAUUUUAAAACAUAUUGCAGAAUGCUGGGUCAAAACCCCUUAAAAGGAAUUUAGAUUUCCUUUAUUUAAUCAUUUAAUCUCAAUAUUCACUUUAAAAGUACAUUAUGUAAUAUAUAUUAACAUACCAGCAUAUCAAACAUGGGCCACUAAGCUGCUGACUUUUCUACUGCAAUUAAAUCAACAAAAGUGAUGCAUUGUAUUGGACAUUUUAUUUAAAAAAAAACUGUUUGUACAAAUAUGUCACUUGAUUUGACAGUGGAUUCAAAAUGCUUUGUGAAUCCUGUUACUGUAUGUUUCUAAACUCUGUCAGUUUCAAAGACAGCAACCGCAAAGUCAAUUUAUCCACAAUUUUCAAAUAAAUCUACUUCAACAAGA